Messenger RNA from Cyprinus carpio (common carp), 2617 nucleotides. RefSeq names its product LIM/homeobox protein Lhx9. The transcript is spliced from 6 exons. Gene Ontology annotation, molecular function: RNA polymerase II transcription regulatory region sequence-specific DNA binding; DNA-binding transcription factor activity, RNA polymerase II-specific. Gene Ontology annotation, biological process: regulation of transcription by RNA polymerase II; neuron differentiation. Lineage: Eukaryota; Metazoa; Chordata; Actinopteri; Cypriniformes; Cyprinidae. The record is from RefSeq and is a predicted model, not a curated record. Gene Ontology annotation, cellular component: nucleus. The coding region runs from base 187 to 1374 and encodes 395 amino acids.
GCUCGCGCUGGAUUUGUCGUAAUUGACACUCACGCGAGAAACAAGGAACAGCCCCCAUCUGCUGGUAGGAUCGCUCGUGUCUCACCCUCAUCCAUCCCUCUCUCACCGCAGCACUGCUGGGGCUUCAGGACGGCGCUCUGCGGCUCACGAUCCAAUCGGAUGUUUUAAGGAUCCGGAAAGCUGUAUAUGGAAGUUGUGGGGUGCAAGGCGAAAGAAAGCAGUUGCACAUUGCGUCCAGCAGCCAUGCUUUUCCACGGCAUCUCUGGGGAUCAUAUUCAAGGGAUCAUGGAGGAGAUGGAGAGGAGAUCUAAAUCGGAGUCUCGUCUGGCUAAAACCGUUCAGAUGAACGGACGAGAGACGACGAUGCCCUCCACGAGCCCAGAGAAGCCUGCGCUGUGCGCCGGCUGCGGUGGGAAAAUCUCCGACAGAUACUACUUACUCGCCGUUGAUAAACAGUGGCAUUUAAGAUGUCUCAAGUGUUGUGAAUGUAAACUGGCCCUUGAAUCUGAGCUGACGUGUUUCGCGAAGGAUGGCAGCAUUUACUGCAAAGAGGAUUACUACAGGUUCUCCGUGCAGAGAUGUGCCCGCUGCCACCUCGGCAUCUCCGCCUCGGAAAUGGUGAUGCGCGCCAGGGACUCCGUGUACCAUCUGAGCUGCUUCACCUGCACCACAUGCAACAAAACACUGACCACGGGUGACCAUUUCGGCAUGAAAGACAACUUGGUUUACUGCCGGGUUCACUUUGAGACCCUUAUUCAGGGAGAGUAUCACCCUCAAUUAAACUACGCCGAAUUAGCGGCCAAAGGCGGAGGGCUCGCGCUGCCUUACUUCAAUGGCACCGGCACGGUACAGAAAGGGAGGCCGCGGAAGAGGAAGAGUCCGGCGAUGGGGAUAGAUAUCGGCUCUUACAACUCAGGUUGUAAUGAGAAUGAUGCAGACCAUUUGGAUCGGGAUCAGCAACCCUACCCUCCAUCCCAGAAGACCAAGCGCAUGCGUACGUCCUUCAAACACCAUCAGCUUCGCACCAUGAAGUCCUACUUCGCCAUAAACCACAACCCCGAUGCCAAGGACUUAAAACAGCUCGCCCAAAAGACAGGACUGACCAAAAGAGUUCUUCAGGUUUGGUUCCAAAACGCACGGGCCAAAUUCAGAAGGAACGUUUUGCGGCAGGAGAAUGGGGGUGUUGAUAAGGCUGACGGCACGUCACUUCCGCCGCCCUCUUCUGACAGCGGUGCUCUGACCCCACCCAGCACGGCCACCACACUAACUGACCUGACCAAUCCCUCUAUCACCGUAGUAACAUCAGUGACCUCUAGUUUGGACAGCCACGAAUCCGGGAGCCCCCCACAAACUACCUUGACAAACCUUUUCUAACACGGAUUUGCAUUUAUUUAUUUUUUUUGUCUUUACCCCCUUUAUUUUCAGAUUCUAUUUUUAUUUUCCACAACAAAAACCCCUUCGGCGACCACAGAAAGACCUUUGGAAAUGUAAGACGAGACCUACUAUGUGUAGCAUUUGCAACCGCGUGGCAGCUGAGUUUGUAGUACUUGUCAGUUAAUAUGUUAUUGUGCUCACUUUAUUCAUAGUUGCAAUUUCAACCCGCCACGUUUAUGAAAACAAAGUGCGUCAGCAUACAGCACAUGCUAUUUUUACUGCAUAUUUUGGUAGUGACGUCUAAAUAUAUUUGAUGACAUUUCCAAAAAUAUGUUCGAGCAACAAACAAACUCUUAUAGUAUGUCCUUAAAUGCCAAGUGGAUGCUGUAACCUCAAUUUAGGUCUGUUUUGUCACUGACUCUGGACUCUAAUGGGAAUUUAAAAUGUUAAAUUUGCCACGAUGUGGUGCGAAUCUGGCCUGGAUCGUUCGUCGGGCCUCAACUAGUGAAACAACUGUUCUGAAUGAAGAUAUCCAGCGCUCAGUGACAAUAUGGCGCCCAGUAGGAAGCGUUAUGAGUGAUUUGUGAAUGCUAAGCAGGAAGUUAAUUAGAAGCGACACACAUCACCCCGUUUUGUUCUGUUCCCCCCUGUUUUGCCACCGAACAGACCAAAAAAAAAAAAAAAAGAGAGAAAAAAACCCAUUUACGGCUCGGUUGGAGAUCGGUCGGGGCUCUUCGCUAGGGUGAAACAUUUCCUUGUGUGAUGACAAAUUUGUUCUGUUGUAGAACAAAGUGGUACACUAGAUCUACUUCAUGAAGUAGAUGCUUAACUCAGUUCUACUAUGUGCCUUAUGCGACUUGGACGAGAGUUUGUGAAAUUCAGGAGAUACAUGUUUGUUUGUUAAAUGAUUUCCAUCCUUGGAACGCCUCACUAGUUUUGUACUGUUCUGUUUUUCAUCUGAUUUUUUCUGAAGAUCUUUUUAAUGGUGUAUUCCGUUACAAGGAGGCGGCGAUGUCAUAGAAGGCAGUUGUGCACUCUUUCAGAACUAGUUGGUAAAUCCGAGAAUCAUAUAUAUUGAUCUUCGUGUUAAUAGUACAGUACGUGUUCUAUCAAGAUUGUCCAUGUUUCCUUGUUUCUUGAAAAAAAAAAGAUGGUGUAUAGAAACUAUUUCCCCUUAAAUAUUUAUGGACCAAACAGUUGUUAUAUCUUAUUAAAUUUGUGUGAAUAAAACUACUUUGCUUUA